UGAAGCUUAAACCUCUGCAGAAUCCCAUUACCGCCGUCACGGGAGCUGGAGAGAUGGCGAAGCUCGUCCGCCACUCUCUCCGUCGAACCCCAAAUCCCUCCCGCCUCUCCUCCCUUCCUCUUCCCCCUCCUCCUCCUCGAAGAUGUUUCUCUUCUAAUGAAGCAGAUAUCCUCGAACGCCGAGGAGAAGACAUCCACGGCAGCAUCGGCGGCGGCGGCGGAGGAGGAGAUCAGGCAGAGGAACUAUUGGAUAAGUUGCGUGCACAGCUCCGGCAAAAGGGCUGCUUUCAUUCCUCCCUAUCACUCUGCCAAACCCUAAUUCUCUCCCACAAGCCCCUCUUCCCCUCCCCCUCCCACCUCUUCCGAUCCCUCGCCGGCUCCUUUUCCCAUCCUCACCCGCUCUCCCACUCCGCUGCCAGCCUCCUCGUCUCCGCUUACGCUUCGCUUAACCUCCCUGACGAGGCCCUCGACCUCGUCUCCUUCGUCGCCCAGGAAAGCUCCCACCUGUUCCCCUGUCUCCGUUCGUGUAAUCUCCUGCUUGAGACCCUUGUAUCCCGCAAGCGGUACACCGAUGCCUUGUCUCUCUUCAACCGGUUGGUCGCCUCUCCAAUUCGCCCGGACACCUACGCCUACAAUAAGGCCAUCCAGUCGGCUGUCAAAUCCGGAGAUCUGGAUAGAGCGAUGGAGUUAUUUCAUUGCAUGGAGAAGAAGGAUUGCCUGAAGCCGGAUGCUUUCACCUUCAAUUGCCUGAUAUCGUGCCUGUGCAGGGAGCGGCGCCUGGAUGGUGCUCAGAAGAUGUUUGAAGAAAUGGAGAGGAGGGGAAUCACACCAACCCUCAUCACAUAUAAUACGAUGGUUGAUGGGUAUUGUAAAAUUGGGAAUUUGGAUGCUGCUUUUGGUGUGCGGGAUCGGAUGCGGGCUUCGAAAUUGAAGCCAAACCUUGUCACGUAUAAUACCUUGCUAUCGGGGCUUUGUUGUGCCAGCCGGAUGGAUGACGUAAAUUCCUUGUUGGAUGAGAUGAGAGCAGCUGGUUUCAUGCCUGAUGGAUUUACGUACAGUGCUCUCUUUGAUGGCCACUCGAGAAGUGGCGAUGUGGAAGCCGCAUUGGUUUUAUUCGAGGAGUCAGUUAAAAAGGGUGUAACAAUAGGAGCGUACACUUGCAGUAUAUUGUUGAAUAGACUUUGCAAGUAUGGAAAAGUUGCCAAAGCAGAUGAGGUCUUGGAGAGACUAGUAGAAAAAGGCUUGGUCCCAACCAGUGUGAUUUUUAAUACGAUUGUUGAUGGAUAUUGUCGCAUAGGAGAUAUGGAAGGAGCCUUUGAGGCCAUGGGCCGGAUGGAGUCACUUGGAUUGAAAGCCGAAUGCAUCACUUACAAUUCACUGGUAAAUGGGCUGUGCAAAUUGCAAAGGAUGGCUGAGGCAGAGGGGUUGAUCAAGGAGAUGGUAGGGAAGGGAGUGUCACCAGAAGUGGAGACAUAUAAUCCACUCAUCGAUGCUUAUGCGCAAGCUUGUCACUUUGAGAGGUGCUUUGACAUUUUUGAGGAGAUGAAGGAUAUGGGGCUGGAAUUGAAUGUUGUGUCUUAUGGAUCACUGGUCAAUGGUUUCUGCAAACAAGGCAUGCUUGUGGAAGCAGAAGCACUCUUCCAAGACAUGGUAUUAAGAGGUAUUCGACCAAAUGUGCAGAUAUACAACAUUCUAAUUGAUGCAUAUUGUAAACAGGAAGAGUUGCAAAAGGCUUUUGAACUGAUUGAGGGAAUGAAGAAAACUGGGAUAUCUCCUAGUAUUGUGACUUAUAAUACUCUAAUAAAAGGUCUGUCUGUCAAAGGAAAUCUAUCAAAAGCUCAACACUUGGCCCUCGGGUUAAGAGAUGAAGGUUUAAGCCCUGAUGCAGUUACGUACACCAUUCUUAUAUCUGCCUAUUGUAAUACCAGCUCUACUGAUAAAGCUAUUGAGCUUUACAAAGAGAUGGAGAAGCUAGGCCUCAGACCAACCUUGUCUACUUAUCAUGCCUUGAUUAGUCAGACGAGCUUAGAAGGAAGGAUGCAAGAUGCUGAGAAUUUAUUUGAAGAAAUGCUACAGAAGAAACUGCUUCCUGAUAGGGAUAUCUAUAGUGCACUAAUGUCUGGUUAUGCUAAUUAUGGACAUCAAGAAAAGGUAGUAGUUUUACAGAAAGAGAUGGAACAGAGGGGAAUGUUACCUGUUGUAAGGUAAGAAAUGAAAAGAGGUGUAUAUUGAGCUGUAGCUGAAAGAUAUUAUCCGAAUAAAAUAUGCAGAAAUCUCUGGGUGUAUUUGGAAAUCUCAGGAGAAGGUGAGGUGAUACGAGUCAUCUGCAUUUUGCUCGUUGGCCUAUAUUUGCCUUGGCAAGACUCAGGUAUCAGAGGGUAACCAUGUUUGCUUUCGUUAUUACCUUUGGAUGUUAUGCUUAGACUGGCCAACAGCAUUAUCUUGAUUGAGGAUGUCUUGAGAGCUUGUUUAUCAUCUGGUUCAAGCAAAAUAUGAAAAGAUCAGCAUGUUUCUUCCUUGGGUACUUUUUCUUUCUGAACAUUGGAAUUAUCCACUCCAAGUCGCUCAUUGCUGCACGGACAAGAAGCUUUAUUUCUUGGAUUUUUGCCAUGGCACCCAUUCAAGAGUCUAUCGAUACAUGGACCAAGGUAAAUUGAGUGAUACGCUUUGUACGUGUAUCGUUCAAUAAAGGCAUGUACUUUGGUACUGUACCAGUGUUUUUUUUCAGUUUUUCUCAGGGUUUUCCAAAACUCAAUUCGUACUUGUAUAUCGACACAUGCUACACAAGAUUGUGAACCUUGGAUAUGAAUGCAAUCAGAAAGUGUAAGCAGAUCACAAAGUGUUGAUGCGUCGAUGUAAGAAUUGACGGCUGCAGCAACUUCUUACCAAUAUGAUGAUCAGCGAGUCUAGCAUGGCAGCUAUCGUUGCUGGUAUCAGCCUCUCAGAUCACUGCACCAAUAGGUGUAGCUUCAGCAAUACUCUAAUUGUUCAUUGGUCUGAUAAUGGUGUAACAGAUUCAUUAGAUAAUGGAGUAUCAGAUUCAUAUUUUACCGAA
Messenger RNA from Musa acuminata subsp. malaccensis (wild Malaysian banana), 3054 nucleotides. RefSeq names its product pentatricopeptide repeat-containing protein At5g12100, mitochondrial. NCBI's taxonomy places the organism in Eukaryota, Viridiplantae, Streptophyta, Magnoliopsida, Zingiberales, Musaceae. The record is from RefSeq and is a predicted model, not a curated record. Gene Ontology annotation, molecular function: protein binding.